AUGGGGGUUGCUCACGCCGUGUCCCUCGUGCUGGGCGCGGCGAUCGGGGUGUGGAAGCUGCCGUCCAAGAAGGUGCGCGCGGCCAUGAUGGCCUUCGGCGGCGGGGCGCUGAUCGAGGCGCUGAGCAUCGAGCUCUUCGCCCACAUCCUGGACGUGGCCAGGGGUGGCCACAGGCGGCUGUCUGCCACGCAGGACAGGCGCCUGGCGGGGGCCGCCGAGGUCGACCGCGGCCUCGUAUUCAUAGCCCUGGGCAGCGCGGUGUGCGGUGGCCUGCUGUUCGCGUGGCUGGACCACAUGCUGAGCAACCACGGCGCCUUCCUGCGGAAGGCCUCCACCGUUCAGGCCUACGUCGGCAGGCUGAGGCGUGCCCUCAUGACUCGGCUGAUCGGGCGCUUGCGGCAGGUGCCUAUGUUCGAGGUACUCUCGCCGGCGGAGUUGGAGCGCCUCGCACGGUCGACAGUGAAAGAGCGCUACGCUGCCGGGUCGGUGAUCUUCCAGGAGCUCAAGGCGAAUUCAUCCAUCUUUUUCUUGCUCAGCGGCUCCGUGGAGCUCGCCGUGACCACGAAAUAUGCGAGCGGCGGGCUUCGCCCAGGGGCCGAGGCUGGCGGCGGCGUGCAAGCAGACGACGUUGCGUUCCUGCCGCCAGGCCACGAGGAGGUGACCGACCACUUCCGCCUCCGGCCGAACGAUAUUUUCGGCGAUAUGUCGCUGUUCUCUAGCGAGACGCUCCAGGCGCAGGCGGUGGCCGUGGAGCGUUCCACCGUGCUCAGGAUCCCGAGCUCCGCGGUGCACAAGAUGCUGGCUUCGAACAGGAGACUUCAGGACUUUGUCACCAUGACGGCCAUCGACAGGCUGCGGGAGACAGAAGUCUUCGCCCGCUGCACUCCGAGUACAGUGGCACGGCUCGUCAGCUUCAUGCGGCAAGCGGAAUUCGAAGCCGGCGACACGCUGUUUUACGACGUGGACGCACUGUGCCCUAUAUACUUCGUGGUGCUCGGAUCGGUUGAGGUUUCUGCUGGCAGCCUGCACGGCGAGGGUUGUCUGGCCGCAGAGGGCCGCGCUCGCCACGUGGUUCGCGCGAACGGGCUCCUUGGCACGGAGCACCUGGUGCAUGCGCGCGCCGUGACCGCCACAGCGGUCGCGCUGGAGCGGACGACCGUGCUGGUCAUCCAGCGAGGCGACGUCGACAAGCUCUGCGAGCGUGACGAGCGGUUCCGGCAGGCGCUGGUCGCGAGCGCUCCGAGCGCCCACGCGCCCACCCUGGAGCUGGAGCCCCCGGAGGGGGCUGCGCCGCCGACGAAGCUCGGCCGCGGAGCAUUCGAGGAGGAGUUCGGCUGGGAGCGCACGGAGGCUCCACCGGCCUGCACGGGCGCUGCCUCGGCCCAGGUGCCCCGGAGCGCGGACGCGCCGGUCGCGCGCGAGGCCGACGAGGCCUCCGACGAGCUCCCCGAGGAGGACGCCUUCCUGUCGCUCCCAACCGGCCACGCGCUGCCGGACCUGUGGGCCAACCACCAGGCCACCGCGCACCCGGGCGGCGGCAAGGAGGGCGGCCACGCCCACGACGGGGGCAGCAAGCAAGCCGCGCUGAUGAUCUGGCUCGGCAUCUUGAUCGACGCAGUGCCCGAGAGCGUCGUCAUGGGCAUCCUGGUGAACACCGCGUCCAUGGGCCAGUUGCUCGCCUUCGUGGUCGGGGUGUUUCUGGCCAACUUCCCGGAGGCGAUGUCCUCCGCGGGUGUCAUGAAGCAGCACGGGAUGCGGAGGGAGAUCAUCCUUCCGAUGUGGUCCUCCAUCACGGUUUUAACAGGCAUCGGGGCGAUGGUAGGAUCCAUGGCCUUCCCCCCGGGCAGUGAGGACGAUCCUUCCAUUCAGAAGAUCAUCGCCGCCAUUGAGGGGAUGUGCGGAGGCGCCAUGCUCUGCAUGAUCGCCAACACCGUCCUGCCAGAGGCGUUCGAGCAGGGCGGCAACGUGACGGGAAUGUCGGCUCUGCUCGGCUUUCUCAUCGCCAUUGCCGUCAGCGUGGCGGCCUGA
Messenger RNA from Prorocentrum cordatum, 2028 nucleotides. The record is from the annotation of a GenBank genome assembly. NCBI's taxonomy places the organism in Eukaryota, Dinophyceae, Prorocentrales, Prorocentraceae.